Molecule: messenger RNA, 1366 nt
Organism: Anopheles maculipalpis
Lineage: Eukaryota; Metazoa; Arthropoda; Insecta; Diptera; Culicidae
Exons: 1
Coding region: 2-1342 (446 amino acids)
Molecular function (GO): oxidoreductase activity, acting on the aldehyde or oxo group of donors, NAD or NADP as acceptor
Source: RefSeq, a predicted model, not a curated record
CAUGCUGGACUGCCAUCAGUACACGGUCCAAACGGGCGAGGAAACUUUUAUGGGCUAUGUGACGAAGCAUAAGGCGGCCCUUAUCAACGCGAUACAGCUGCUACCGAAGGCAGAAGCGGCGCACGAGGUAGAGCUGGCCCUCAACUUCAUGCAGUACUACAUGCAGCUGGAAGACGAUGGUUUGAUUGAUCAACCGAAAGCUCAGCACCGGGUACUAAUCGACCGGCGUAAGUCGGUAUUUGAGAUCAUGCUGGAUUUGCAUUCGGCCAUGCGAGCAACGUGCGUUGGCUUCAAGUUAUACUUCUACGGUGAAAAUCCAAUCACGAGCGAGUUCAUUCAGCUGCUGCUACAGUAUCCUUCGUUUUCGUCCCACGAUGGCGAUCAGCUGUCGUUGAUCGGCGAAAUCCCGUUACACCUGGCUUACUGUACCAUGAUCGUGUUCGAUUCGAGCGAUCUGGAAUCGGCAAGCGACCGGCUGGCACAAGCGUGGACGACGAAUGAUGCGCCCUGGGCCAUCCGUAACGUGCUGGUGCAGGAAAACGUUAAGGAUGAAUUCGUUCAGCUCGUUAAGGCGAAGCUGAAGCCGUUCACUGACGAACAGAGCCUGUUCCUAAAGGUUGCGCUGCAGAAAGCGGCCGAUGCGGCCAAGAGCGUUGGUGUGCAGUUGGUACAAAGCGAUUUAGAAACGAACGACAUUAAGCCAAUGCUUGCAUUCGUCCCAGGCGUCCAGUAUCUGCUGGCGACCAACACUGACGCCAUUAGGCCAAGCCCGAUUAUCGCUAUAAAUGCAUUCCGCACGGCAAAGGAAGCAAUCGCACUGGCAAACAGCAACAACGGUGGAUCCGUGUCACUGUGGACCGAAGAACUGUCGCUAACGUUCGAGGUUGCGUACGGAUUGCGCACUCAGACCGUUUGGGUGAAUAGCUACGCCGAGUUCAAUCCGGACUGUGCGUACACGUUCCGUAAGGAUGAUUUCUGCUACGGCUCAGAAUAUGCUGUCUGCGAGAAGAAAGUAAAGGCCGUCUUCGUACCGACGGCCGUUACACCUUCGAACAGUGCGGAGAAAAAUCGACUCGCGAUCAAGAGCCUUGGUACGUACGUGGCCAACAAGCGUAGCUACCGGGGCAAUACGGUGCAGCUGAAGAAUGGUAUCCGGUACGAAGUCAUCUGUGGACCAGCCGAAUUAGAAGCUUACGGUGAAGGGCAUCGGUUGACCGUGAUGGAGAAUUUCUGGGAAUCGUACGUAUCGCUAGAUGCGAUCGAUCGUCAUCUGCUGCUCGAUACGGUACACAAUCAGCGUAAAGUAAUUUGCAUUCCGUACGGUGUUACGUUCGCUAACUGAAUCUUGCACAUUCCACAUUCGGUU